Phymastichus coffea is the source of this 2337-nucleotide messenger RNA. It is a transcript of the gene PIG-Z, whose product is annotated as GPI mannosyltransferase 4. Gene Ontology annotation, cellular component: endoplasmic reticulum membrane. Lineage: Eukaryota; Metazoa; Arthropoda; Insecta; Hymenoptera; Eulophidae. Gene Ontology annotation, molecular function: alpha-1,2-mannosyltransferase activity. The transcript has 5 exons. The coding region runs from base 265 to 2271 and encodes 668 amino acids. Gene Ontology annotation, biological process: GPI anchor biosynthetic process. The record is from RefSeq and is a predicted model, not a curated record.
AGUGGGGAGAAGUACUGCCGCAAUGCUGCGUGUGUUAUAAUAAUGUGAAAAAUAAAAGAUUAAAAAUUAUAACAAGUCGAUAUUUAUGGUUAAGUUAUAUCUAUAAAUUAAUCUGCAUUUGUUUUGAUAUGGAGAACGAUAGUCUCAUUGUUACAAACGAUGAAAAGCUCAAAAGAUGACAGAAAUAGGAAGGCUCGCAUUUAUCUAUAGAGAAAUAUUCAGAUGUCUUUUGUAUGAUAAAAGGUAAAAUUCGUUAUAUAAAAAAUGCAACGAGGCUCCAUGUAUUGUUGCCAUAAAAGUAGUAACAAAAAAUUCUUGCAUUUCUGCUCCAAAAGAAGUUUAUACUGGUUUUUCGCGCUGUUAAGACUGUUAUUUAAUUUUUUUCCUCAAACUGGUUAUAUUCAUCCAGAUGAAUUUUUUCAAUAUAUCGAAGUAGCUGCAGGUGACUCUUUUGAUAUUGAUGUCUAUAAACCAUGGGAGUACAAUGUAACUUUUCCAAUAAGAAGUUCAAUCUUUCCUCAGUUAUGUGUCAGACUCCCUUAUUUACUUCUUGAAUGUUUAGAUCCGAAGGUUGAAUAUUUCUUUGGAAUUUCAUUGAAAAGUCCUUACUUCUUGGUGCUCUUUCCAAGAAUUGUGAUGACUCUUCUAUCUUUUAUAUCAGAUUAUUGUUUAUUCAAGAUCUGUACAAUUUUUCACGAGCCUUUUGUAGAUAGGAUGAAUAUUUUUGCAAGUUCCUACAUUAUGUUAACAUACUGCACAAGGACAUUUUCCAAUUCUAUUGAAAUGAUAUUGAGUUCUAUGUUAAUUUAUUAUGUUUCAAGGUGUAUUGAAUUUUCUAGUAAAGUGGUUUUGCAAAGUGAUUAUUUAGCAGAAAAAUAUUAUAAAGCCAAAAAUGGAGUAGAACGCACUAGAAUUCAUAAACUCAGAGUAUUAUUGCCUAGUCAUUCAUUGAAUGACUGUCUCCAUCUAGCAGCUCUCGCCGUUGUUGGCAUUUUCAACAGGCCUACUUUUAUAGCAUUUGCCUUACCUCCAAUAUUUUUCUGGUUGCAAAGGGGUCUUGGAUCAAAAAGUGUUGGAUUCUUGGAUUUUCACAUUAGAAUUUUUAUGUUGGUUUUGUGUGCUGUUCCAAUAAUUCUCUUUCUCACCAUCUAUGAUAGUUUUUACUUUGGAUAUCUCACUAGUGAAGAAGUUGGAAAAUUGGAAAUUACAAUCAACAGUUUUGUUGUCACACCAUUCAAUUUUUUGAAAUACAAUACACUCACAGACAAUCUUAAACAACACGGACUUCAUCCGCGGUUUUUGCACAUUCUUGUGAAUGUACCACUACUAUUUAAUGUUUUAGGCAUAUUUGGGAUUUAUGAAUUUGCAAAAAUGGUGAACAGUGGAAUGAAAGGCAAAUGGUUAGAGUUGCCAAGGAUUCAAAGUAUUGAUAGCUUGAUGAUAGCAUCUUUCAUUGUCCCAAUUGCUCUAUUAUCAAUUUUUCCACAUCAGGAACCUAGAUUUAUAAUCCCAGUAUUCUUACCACUGGUUUUCUUAUUUGCUCAUUGCAUCAAGAGUCCUGAUAUUGACGUGAUUAACAUUCCUGAUAGAAAGAAGUCAGCAUCUGUGACUCCUCAAAAAAAGGAUUAUAUUAAUUACAAGAAAAUCUGGUAUAUAAGCAAUAUAAUCUUAGCAAUAUUUUAUGGAUUUAUACAUCAAGGAGGCAUUUUACCAUUAUCGUCUUAUUUAUUCAAAGAAUUAAAAUCAAAGCCUGAUCUCACACAUAUUCAUUUAUACAUUUCGUAUUCUUAUCCAUUGCCUACUGGUCUACUUCAUCUAAGAAACACAAAGAGAACGUAUAUCAGUAAUUCUGGCCACAAGUAUAAACUAGUGAAAGACUUUUACAUGAAUGAAUUUGGUUCUGAAGGUAUGGAGUUUGUACAUAAUAAAAUUGCACUGGAUGUUUACGAUCGCGAAAGAUAUCAUCAAUUUGAAAAAAUUCCCUCCAGACUAUACUAUGCAUUACCUUAUAGUUUAUACAACGAAUUUUUACAUUAUACGUUGAAUAACGAAACUCAGUUUUUUAAUACUAAAUUCAUCAAAUCAUUCUAUCCACAUUUUUCAUUGGAAAAACCGCCGGAGUUACAUUUUAUAGCAAAUUGUUCGAUCGUAGGAUUACCACAGUGUGUUUUAAAAUUCGUCAAAAGUCCAAUGGACAACGUUAUAAACUUUUUCAGGCAAUUUUCUUUAGUAUUAUUGAGAAUUGAACCAGUGAGCAAAAAACGAUUGUGAUACUCAUUAUAAAUAUUAUUUGAUUUAUACUGUGCAAAUAAAAUUCAAAAACAAAAUUCAAAAAAA